CUCGCUGCUCCGGGAGCGGCUUUUACCGCUUACAUCGUUUCCAUGGGGACUGAAGAUGGCACCGCGAGGUGAGAUCCCGGAGAUAAACGCUUGUCCUCCACGACCAUGGAAAUCCUCUUCUUUCUGAACGGCUGGUAUUACGCUACCUACUUCCUGCUGGAACUCUUCCUAUUUCUGUAUAAAGGCCUCCUACUCCCCUACCCAACAGCCAACCUAGUUUUGGAUGUGGUGAUGCUCCUGCUGUAUCUCGGGAUUGAAGUUAUCCGGCUGUUCUUCGGUACAAAGGGAAACCUCUGCCAACGAAAGAUGCCCCUCGGCAUUAGCGUGGCUUUGACCUUCCCAUCCGCCAUGAUGGCCGCCUACUACCUGCUGCUGCAGACCUACGUGCUCCGCCUGGAAGCCAUCAUGAAUGGCAUCCUGCUCCUCUUCUGUGGCUCAGAGCUGCUGCUCGAGGCGCUCACCCUGGCCACUUUCUCCAGUAUGGACAGGAUUUGAAGCACAAACGUGUCAGCCAGCAGUCCACCCUGGCUUGUGGUUCUGGAGCCACCCCAGUGGAAAUUGGUGGCUUUCAUUGCCCUGGGAGCGGUUGGUUGCAGCUUUCCCUCAGGAGAGACGGUGUGGCAGCAAACCCAGCACCAAGCCCCAGCAGACUGGUACACUCCCGCACAGGGAGAGGCAAGGGACCGCCCCCAGCCUCGGCCCUUCUCAGAGCCAGUUCUCUGCUGACCUCAAGUUCUCCUCUCUGUCCACCGUGGCCGCAGUAUCCGUGGGUACCAUCUAAGCUUUGCAGGCUGCCGGAACCUGGGCCGCUACUGGCUGUGGGUGCUGGGCCACCCCCGUUCCACGAGCCUGGAGCCCCAGGGUGCAGCCCAGAACGGCGAAGCCGCUCCAGAGUUUUUUUUUGGUAGCCGAGUGUGUUAUUUUCUACUCCCAUCAUGAAACAAC
Messenger RNA from Echinops telfairi (small Madagascar hedgehog), 945 nucleotides. It is a transcript of the gene TMEM216, whose product is annotated as transmembrane protein 216. Lineage: Eukaryota; Metazoa; Chordata; Mammalia; Afrosoricida; Tenrecidae. The record is from RefSeq and is a predicted model, not a curated record. Gene Ontology annotation, cellular component: ciliary transition zone. The transcript has 5 exons. Bases 106 to 495 code for a protein of 129 amino acids. Gene Ontology annotation, biological process: non-motile cilium assembly.